This is a messenger RNA of Nerophis ophidion (straightnose pipefish), 1649 nucleotides long. It is a transcript of the gene mat2b, whose product is annotated as methionine adenosyltransferase 2 non-catalytic beta subunit methionine. Bases 472 to 1413 code for a protein of 313 amino acids. The transcript is spliced from 8 exons. Gene Ontology annotation, molecular function: methionine adenosyltransferase regulator activity. Gene Ontology annotation, biological process: S-adenosylmethionine biosynthetic process. Gene Ontology annotation, cellular component: methionine adenosyltransferase complex. NCBI's taxonomy places the organism in Eukaryota, Metazoa, Chordata, Actinopteri, Syngnathiformes, Syngnathidae. The record is from RefSeq and is a predicted model, not a curated record.
UUCGUAUUUGAUAUGGCAUCAAAAGCCAGAAUUCGAUGACAGAAACGCGGAGGAUAUUUUUAUUUAUUUUUUUCCAAAAAGGACCCAUCGACAAACCACUUAAAAAGGUUUAGUGCACAAGUCAAAUCGAUUUGACGAUGGUUUUGUUUUCCUGCCGUAAAGUAAGGUCGUAUGCUUCACGACAGUCGUAUUACGGCAAACACCUGAUCGCCUUCGGAUUAAGUGGAAACGACGCAACAAAGAACGUGUCGGAAAGAUCUUAAAUGUUAUCGCUGAUGCGGUCGAUGAUUUGCCGAUAUCACAUCUGAUCAGACGUGGAAUAAAUGAGCCAAUCGGAAGUGAAGAUUGACUUCCGGCCAGGCCGCGUGCAGGUACUUCAGCGUACACUCAGACAAAUAUUACCGGGAGACAGAUAUAGGAUCGCUGACGGGUCUGCCAACUUCCGGCGCAUCGUACAAAAAAAAGGAGGAGAUGCACGCGCCGACUCUGAGGGUCCUGGUUACCGGGGCGACCGGUCUUCUAGGCCGGGCAGUCUACAGGGAGUUCCAGAACCACGGCUGCUUUGUCAUUGGAACGGCGUAUAAGAGGGCAAGGCCCCGACUUCUACGUUGUGACCUCACAGACGAGGACGCCGUGCGAGGACUGCUGAUGGAUAGCAAGCCUGACGCCAUAGUUCACUGCGCAGCGGAACGUCGCCCCGAUGUGGUGGAGCGACACACCGAGGCGGCGAUGAACCUCAACGUGCACGCCACAAGCACGCUCGCCAAAGAAGCAGCCGCGUCAGGCGCCUUCUUCCUCUACAUCAGCACCGACUACGUGUUCGACGGAAGGAACCCUCCCUACGGAGAAGACGACGUUCCCAAUCCCCUCAACGUGUACGGACGCAGCAAACUGGAGGGGGAGAGAGAGGCCCUCAGACACUGUCCAGGAGCCGUCGUGCUGCGGGUGCCCGUUUUGUUCGGGGAGGUGGAGUCGCUGACGGAGAGCGUCGUCACGUCGCUGUGGCUUAAAGUCCAGGAGGGGGCGGCAGAGAGCUGCACGCUGGAUCACUGUCUGCAGAGGUUCCCGACCGAUGUCCGAGACGUCGCUGCCGUGUGCAGGAAAAUUUGCGAGAGAGCGAGACAGGAUGCGUCGAUCAGGGGAAUCUUUCAUUUUUCCGCUAAAGAGCAGAUGACCAAAUACGAGAUAGCGGUGGCCAUAGCGCAGGCCUUCAAUCUGCCGUCCAAUCAUCUCAUUCCUCUGACCGAGCAGCCGGCGGGUUCGGCUCUUCGUCCCCUUAACAGUCGCUUGGAAUGUUCUCGCCUGGAGCUGCUGAACCUCAGCGUUGAACCGCAACCUUUCACCUCUGCCAUCACAGACUGCCUGUGGCCAUUCACCCCCGACAAGCGCUGGAGACAAACUGUGUUCCACUAAUGUUGUGAUUGAUAUUAUUAUUAUUAUUAAACGUCUAGGAUAAAACAGCAUAAAGAAAAAGAGAAGCUUUAGUAGUUUUGUUGAGCAUGAUGUUUCUUCUUUUGAAUUGUUUUCCUUCCUCUGUAACAUUUCUUUACACUCUUUCCUCUAUUUAAAACUGAACGAUUAAACAAAAACAUUACCAAAGUAUAUUGUGUUUUACACAAAUAUAAUAAAAGGUACAUUCUACACAUUCA